Molecule: messenger RNA, 906 nt
Organism: Neltuma alba
Lineage: Eukaryota; Viridiplantae; Streptophyta; Magnoliopsida; Fabales; Fabaceae
Product: probable calcium-binding protein CML27
Exons: 2
Coding region: 16-522 (168 amino acids)
Molecular function (GO): calcium ion binding
Source: RefSeq, a predicted model, not a curated record
GAGAAGAGAGAGAGAAUGGCGACCACCCCAAGCCCUGCCUCAAACCCUAUCUCCAAACCUACAGUGCACCUUCAAGACAUGGAGGAGCUCAAGCGAGUUUUUAACCGCUUCGACACCAACGGCGACGGCCGGAUCUCCGUUUCCGAGCUUGACAACGUUCUCAAAUCCCUGGGCUCAAGCGUUUCCCAAUCGCAGCUCGAACUUGUCAUGCAGGAUCUCGACAAGGACAACGACGGCUUCAUCAACCUGUCCGAGUUCGCCGAUUUCUGCCGCUCCAACGCUGCCGACGGCGACUCAGCGGAGCUCCGAGACGCCUUUGACCUGUACGAUCAGAACAAGAAUGGCCUCAUCUCAGCCUCCGAGCUCCACCAAGUGUUGAAUCGCUUGGGAUUGAAGUGCUCCGUGGAGGAAUGCAAGAACAUGAUCAAAUCCGUUGAUGCCGACGGCGACGGCUGCGUCAAUUUCGAGGAGUUCAAGAAGAUGAUGACCAAUAAUCCGCUGGGUGCCUCUACGAAUAUGUAGAGCAAACAGUACUAUUUCUAACUCUUUUCUCUACCAAAUUCUCAGGCUGCUUCCGUUUAUCGUAGGAUUUCUAUUGCUCCAUCCUUUUGCCCCUUGGUAUGAUAAUAAUCUUCUGGUCGUGUGCCUGAUUAAAAAACUCUUGAUAUUCUUCUUUUGACCAAAUUAGAAAGUCUCAUAUCAGACGAAAGGAAGACGACAAUGUAAAAACUUCCUAUGGUUUUUAGUUUGCCAUUUUUGUCGUUUCGUAACCGCAACUUCUUUGGUUGUGAAUUGGUUGAGAAUUUUCUUCCCCUUUUCACCUUUUGCUUUUUGUGAUGCCUGAAAUAGUCAGGAAUGACCAAUUUCCUGGAAGAAUUUAUGAAUAGUACUUGCGUAAUUCUUGCA